GAAUCAUCUUGGUUCCGAACGGCCAUGACCAUCUACGCGCGAUGGGCCAUUGGCCAACUAACCCUUCACAUGCACAUCAGUUCCGCGGGAUCUUGAUUUGGGCCAACAGCGAUAUUGGCCCAGGUUGUUAUGCAAUGUACAUAUAAACCGUUCGUAGAUGGCUUUCCUGCUUGUGUCUUUAGACUCAAUGAGUCUUGAACUGAACCGCUCGUUGCUCAACCUCCCACCUUCCAUCGAGGUGUUUUCUCGCUUUAGUAGGCGAUGGUACGUUUGCCAGUGGAGGUGGAAGAGCUCAUCCUCGAUCACUGCAUCGUCUCUGAUAAUAAAGCAAACAUGGCCUUCAUGUACUCAUGCGCGCUCGUCUGUCGCGCCUGGGCACCACGUGCACAAUACAACCUCUUCUCCUCCGUCUUCCUCAACAAUGCUAACAGCCAGCUCUUUAUAUCAGCUCUCCAUAGGAACCCGCAUUUAAAAUACGUAACUCGGUCUCUGGAGAUCGACCCGGAUGCCGAUGUUUGCUCGAUCCUCGUGCCGUUGGUUGGGAGGCUUGAGUUCCUGGAAGAGUUGACCACCUCUUUGAAUCUGGGGAAGGAGAAUCCCGCUUUAUACAUGAUAGCAGCGCAGUUUCACUCGAUCAGGAAACUGACGAUCGUCAUCCGUGACAAGAUUGUUUCCACCCGGAAUUUGAUUAGACUCAUAUGCUGCUUCCCCUUCCUCAAAGACCUCUCGAUUUAUAUUCCCGCCGGCAGUAUCCUUACGGACAACCCAUGUGCCGCCACCACCAAAAGCCAGAUUCAUCUUCGAAGGCUCUUUCUGCGCUGUCGGGGUUUUUCCGGGACAACACGGCUCUUCGAUUGGUUGGCGAACUCUCCAUCCGCAAUAAUUGACCUUAGAGAGCUCAAAAUGGUGUUUUCCUCAGCUGAAGAAUUACACCGUCAUUCAGACGAGAUAGCCCGUUUAUUGAGUCGCACUGGACGCUCUUUCUUGGAAACCUCUAUUGUUGUUCUGCAGGCGCGAAUACCUGAUACGGUAACACUCUUAAAUGCUCUAGCCCCGAGUAACAGCGCCAAUACUCGAGUUUCAUACAUAAAAUUCUCAAUGCGUCCCCUAAGCCCAAACACAAUCGAGUACUCUGUUCUCUUCCAGUAUCCAACUCAAACAAUCCGGAUUAUAUGGCGCUGGACCACACCUUGUCACUAUCUAUAUUACGCCUGCUACGCAAAGUGUCGUGGUCCAGUAUCGCCCUCAAACGCGUGGAACCACGAGUUCUGCCCCAGACGUUCGCCACUUGUGUCGCAAGCCAGCGAGACAAAGUCUCUCAUUGACAAAAAUGAAUGUUAUGACAACAUCACGAUUAUAACGAGGAGAAUAAUGAGAUUUUGCACGACGAGAUCCUGCUUCUCUUUGCCAUCAUGCACAUCGACUGUGGCGAGGUACGACUGCACCCCACAUGUAGGAAGCCCAUACUCGAGACUACCCAAGUCACGAUGCUCCUGCACGCAUCCUUCGCGACGGUCUUGGCGCAUUCAGUCCCAACUUAGGACGCAAAAUACCAUCCCGGGGCCCACACACCUGCAUCGUAGGGUACAGGCCUGGCCGGUGCAAAAUGUGGUUUCCCUCCGUAUUACCAGUUGCUGCAUGGCUGGAGACUUGGUUUUAACGGAGUCCCACAUGAAGGCAUGUCGAUGUCGAUAUACCGACGAACGGCGGCUGAAUUUGCAGUAUGCAGCAGGGUCAAUCAUACAGCCCCGAGGAGACAACGUGUCCACACAUAUGGUCAUCUCAUCCAUUUUUCGUUGGGAUUUGGUCAUCCUUGAUUGUAUUGUUGAGCGGAACCAUCCGCAUAUGGGAUGGAGUAUGUGCGAAUGCUUAUGGAGGUCAGAAUGGUUCUCUGGAGUCUGUCCGAUAUUGCAAUAUUGCGAACUCAUUCGAAUUGAAACACAUAGAUCUGCGAUACUUUCCUGCGCAAUGCAACCUCCUCUCAACCUUCAAACGGUACUUUCUCUUAUCAGUCACCUCAUACUGGAAUACGUUUUCAUUUUCCUGUAUUCGACUGAAACAAGCCGGACAAUCUGCCGCAUUACAUCAGGCCCCCUUGGCUACGGGAUGUCUCAUGGUCAGAGAUGGCGCUGAACAACGGUCUGGAACCGUUGGACGUAUAUGGGAAGUCUGCUUAUGGUGUCGACGUGUCUCGAAAUGCUCUUGCGUAGAGGGAUUGGUAUGUGUUAGAAUGCUGUUGGCAAGAUUGAACGCUCUAUGUUCUACAUCCCCUUCAUGCCAUCGUUUUCGGAAGAAUGCUGAUUUCGAGAGUCUUCCAGGCAGGAGACACGAUUCCGGCUUUUAUAUUGACAGGAACAUAUUCUGUACUUCCGUAGGUUAUGGUAUAUUGUUUGACAUUCGAGGUUAUAGAUUAUCUUUCUCUUGCCAUUGCGUAAGGGAUAAUCGAU
Messenger RNA from Somion occarium, 2447 nucleotides. NCBI's taxonomy places the organism in Eukaryota, Fungi, Basidiomycota, Agaricomycetes, Polyporales, Cerrenaceae. The record is from the annotation of a GenBank genome assembly.